CCUUUUUGUAAAAUUGAACAAUUCCAAAAUAUACAUUUUAUUUAUUUUACAUGGUAUUAAAGAAUUUUCCGCUCACUCUCUCUGCUUACAAAUGGCGAUUAAGGAACCGUUCGUCGUUGCUAGGAACGAAAGUCACAAGACUUGCAUUGUCUUCGGCAGCCGACGCUUCGUCGGAAGGUCACUUGUUCUUUGGCUCCUUAAACUCGGCAACUGGAUCGUACGAAUUGCUAAUUCCGCACAAUCUCUCGAGCUUGAUCUGUCCGAGCGCGACUCGCUUCUCUCCAAAGCUUUCUUAAAUCAUCAUAAUUCGUAUUUGAAAGUCGAUGUUCGCCUUUUAAAGCACUGCUCACUGGUCUUCUUUGAUUGUUCCGGCUUCACGAUUCGCUUGCAAAUCAUGUCCGCUUUCUAGCGAAACGAAGAAAAACUCGAAUAUACCUUAUGCAUUUUGUUGUUCGCAGAUCAUAACAUUAUUGCGAGUUUUGUUCUCUGUGGACUCUUCAACUCUUUUUAGUUUUGAAGUUCAGAAUUGCCGCUGCCAUCUUAAUUUUUUUUUUCAUUUCUUUUUUCAAUCUUUCUGUUUCUUUUUCCACUUCUAUUGUGGAACCUAAACUUUCUGCACAUCAUACUUCUAUGGCAAAUGCUAAUUGUGCUCCAAGUGUUUGAAAGAAUGACACAAAGGAGCCGGUGAUUCACAUUGCUACUUCCUUAUAAUUUCGAGCUUUUGGAUCGGUAAUGACGUUUGAAGAGUAGCUAGUGGCGGUCGAGGCCGCCGCCGUCGCCGAUUCAGUAUCGAUUGAACCGAUGGAGGAAAAUCUGGUUCCCAAGGCCAGGAAGGCGAAGAAAGAGUCAAAGGUGAAGAAACUGGCUGCUCCGACAAAGCCUAGAAAUCCCCCUGCUCAUCCUUCGUACAUAGAGAUUAUUAUAGAGACGAUUGUGAUGUUGAAAGAGAAGACAGGGUCUAGCCAGUACAUGAUCACGAAGUUCAUUGAGGCUAAGCAGAAGCACUUGCCUCCCAACUUCAAGAAGUUCCUGUUAUUUCAUUUGAAGAAGCUUGUUGCUGCCGGAAAACUCAUGAAGGUGAAAGGAUCAUUUAAGUUUCCGGCUGCUCGGUCACCGGCGGUGAAGCCAGUAGUUAUUGGUGCGGCAAAGAACAAGCCAGUAAUAGCAACAAAAGAAAAGUUUGUAAAGGCAUCGAAAGAGACAAAGGCGAAGGCUCCAGCCAAAACAAAGAAGGCCAAAGCUACUGUGAAGCCCAAGUCGGCUGCAAAGUCAAAGUCGAAGCCGGCUGCAAAGCCCAAAGCUGCCCCUAACCUACAACAAAGCCAAAAGCUGCUGCAACCAAAAUUUGCAGCAAAGCCAAAAGUAGUGGCAAAGCUAAAGGCGAAGCCAAAGGAGAAGCCAGCUAAAGCAUCGAGAACCUCAACCAGGAUUUCGCCAAGAAAGAAAGUUGUAGCUCUGAAGCCUGCUGCAAAGAAAGCACUGGCUAAGGCAACUUCUUCAAAAAGCGUGAAGCCCAAGAGUGUGAAAUCUCCAAUCAAAAAAGAAAGCAACAAUGGUAAAAAAAAUUAAAAAAAAAAAAUUCAGACUUUGCAAGCUUUCAAGCAUGCUUUGGUUCCAUCUGUGAGAUCUCGAAUUGCAGCACCAUUGUUGUCUUCCUUGCCUGUUCUGGGCAUCGACAUCUCCUCCCACGGAUCAUCUCCAUCUGUGCUUCAUAUCAAUGGAGUCUUUUUUAUCAUCUUUUUAUCGCAAGAUGGUGAUGUGAAAUAUUUAUUCACCAUCUCCAUCUUGAGGGGAUGUAUUAGAGUUGUUAGUUUAGCUGUUAAUUUAGUUGUUAAUUCAGUUGUUAGUUUAAUUAUGGAUUAUUAUGUAUCUAUACCCUUGUAAUCUUCUUUUUGUAAAAUUGAAUAAUUCCGGAAUAUACAUUUUAUUUAUUUUA
Malania oleifera is the source of this 1936-nucleotide messenger RNA. Its product is annotated as histone H1-like. Gene Ontology annotation, biological process: chromosome condensation; negative regulation of DNA recombination; nucleosome assembly. The transcript has a single exon. NCBI's taxonomy places the organism in Eukaryota, Viridiplantae, Streptophyta, Magnoliopsida, Santalales, Ximeniaceae. Gene Ontology annotation, cellular component: nucleus; nucleosome. Gene Ontology annotation, molecular function: double-stranded DNA binding; nucleosomal DNA binding; structural constituent of chromatin. The record is from RefSeq and is a predicted model, not a curated record. The coding region runs from base 802 to 1569 and encodes 255 amino acids.